ACUACUUAACAUGGCUGAAGAAAUAAGCAAUAAAGCAUAUCCCCUGGCAGAUCAGACAUUGAAUGGGCAGCUUUUGAAACUUAUACAGCAGGCUUCCAAAGAUAAGCAGCUGAAAAAAGGGGUCAAUGAAGCCACUAAGACACUGAAUCGAGGACACGCAGAAUUAAUUGCUUUAACAGCAGAUGUCGGGCCAAUUGAAAUUCUCUUGCAGCUACCCUUGUUAUACAGGGACAAAAAUGUCCCGUAUAUUUUCGUACUAUCAAAACAAGCUUUGAGAAGAGCCUGCGGUGGGUCACGUCCUGUAAUUACCUGCUCUGUCACACAGAAGGAAGGGUCCCAGUUGAGGAAGGUGAGGAUACCCAAGUUUCGUGCAGAAUAG
Molecule: messenger RNA, 379 nt
Organism: Candidula unifasciata
Lineage: Eukaryota; Metazoa; Mollusca; Gastropoda; Stylommatophora; Geomitridae
Source: the annotation of a GenBank genome assembly